Lemur catta (Ring-tailed lemur) is the source of this 3048-nucleotide messenger RNA. RefSeq names its product HNF1 homeobox B (gene HNF1B). The record is from RefSeq and is a predicted model, not a curated record. Gene Ontology annotation, biological process: regulation of transcription by RNA polymerase II; liver development; insulin secretion. Lineage: Eukaryota; Metazoa; Chordata; Mammalia; Primates; Lemuridae. The transcript is spliced from 9 exons. Gene Ontology annotation, molecular function: DNA-binding transcription factor activity, RNA polymerase II-specific; RNA polymerase II cis-regulatory region sequence-specific DNA binding. Bases 449 to 2122 code for a protein of 557 amino acids. Gene Ontology annotation, cellular component: nucleus.
GAAGCCACUUGCUUAACAAGUCCAAAGGUCAGCUAAGGUUUGGCUGAUAAAUAGAACCAGUAAAAGAAGGUCUUCAGCCCCCCAGCGUGAGUACAAUGGACCCUGGCAAGGCCCGCUCCGGGCCGAGCCUCCUGCUCCCCACGUCUGCCCCUCGGGCUCGCCCUCUCUCUCGGUUUUCCCCCCUCCCCACCAUCAUUUGCAUCCUGCCGAAAGCUGGGCCCUCCCCACUAAUUUGCAUAUCUUAUAUGGCCUAAUGGUGGCGAUCAUGGCAAGUUAGAAGUUUUCUGACUCCUCUCGGAGGAGACUCCGGGACCCCGGGGAGUAACAGGUGUUUGGAGGCUGAAGGGUGGAGGGGUUCCUGGAUUUGGGGGUUGCUUGUGGAACUCCCUUCCACCCUCUCUCGCACCCACCCACCCCCCUCAGCCCCUUCUUUUUUCGUCCUUGGAAAAUGGUGUCCAAGCUCACGUCGCUCCAGCAAGAACUCCUGAGCGCCCUGCUGAGCUCUGGGGUGGCCAAGGAGGUGCUGGUCCAGGCCUUGGAGGAGUUGCUGCCAUCCCCGAACUUCGGGGUGAAGCUGGAGACGUUGCCCCUGUCCCCCGGGAGCGGGGCCGAGCCCGACACCAAGCCGGUCUUCCAUACUCUCACCAACGGCCACUCCAAGGGCCGCUUGUCCGGGGACGAGGGCUCCGAGGACGGCGACGACUAUGACACCCCUCCCAUCCUCAAGGAGCUGCAGGCGCUCAACACCGAGGAGGCAGCGGAGCAGCGGGCAGAGGUGGACCGGAUGCUCAGUGAGGACCCUUGGAGGGCUGCCAAAAUGAUCAAGGGCUACAUGCAGCAACACAACAUCCCCCAGAGGGAGGUGGUCGAUGUCACCGGCCUGAACCAGUCACACCUCUCCCAGCAUCUCAACAAGGGCACCCCAAUGAAGACCCAGAAGCGCGCUGCCCUGUACACCUGGUACGUCAGAAAGCAACGGGAGAUCCUCCGACAAUUCAACCAGACAGUCCAGAGUUCUGGAAAUAUGACAGACAAAAGCAGUCAGGAUCAGCUGCUGUUUCUCUUUCCAGAGUUCAGUCAACAGAGCCAGGGGCCUGGGCAGUCCGAUGACGCCUGCUCUGAGCCCACCAACAAGAAGAUGCGCCGCAACCGGUUCAAAUGGGGUCCCGCAUCCCAGCAAAUCUUGUACCAGGCCUACGACCGGCAAAAGAACCCCAGCAAGGAAGAGAGAGAGGCCUUAGUGGAGGAAUGCAACAGGGCAGAAUGUUUGCAGCGAGGCGUGUCCCCCUCCAAAGCCCAUGGCCUGGGCUCCAACUUGGUCACUGAGGUCCGUGUCUACAAUUGGUUUGCAAACCGCAGGAAGGAGGAGGCGUUCCGGCAGAAGCUAGCCAUGGAUGCCUAUAGCUCCAACCAGACGCACAGCCUGAACCCCCUGCUCUCCCACGGCUCCCCCCACCACCAGCCCAGUGCCUCUCCUCCAAACAAGCUGUCAGGAGUGCGCUACAGCCAGCAGGGAAACAAUGAGGUCACUUCCUCCUCAACAAUCAGUCACCAUGGCAACAGUGCCAUGGUGACCAGCCCGUCAGUUUUACAGCAAGUCUCUCCAGCUAGCCUGGACCCCGGCCACAAUCUCCUCUCACCUGAUGUUAAAAUGAUCUCAGUCUCAGGAGGAGGUUUGCCCCCAGUCAGCACCUUGACGAAUAUCCACAGCCUCUCCCACCAUAAUCCCCAGCAAUCUCAAAACCUCAUCAUGACCCCCCUCUCUGGAGUCAUGGCCAUUGCACAAAGCCUCAACACCUCCCAAGCACAGAGCGUCCCUGUCAUCAACAGCGUGGCCGGCAGCCUGGCAGCCCUGCAGCCUGUCCAGUUCUCCCAGCAGCUGCACAGUCCUCACCAGCAACCUCUCAUGCAGCAGAGCCCAGGCAGCCACAUGGGCCAGCAGCCCUUCAUGGCCGCUGUGACUCAGCUGCAGAACUCACACAUGUAUGCACACAAGCAGGAACCCCCCCAGUAUUCCCACACCUCCCGGUUUCCAUCUGCGAUGGUGGUCACAGACACCAGCAGCAUCAGUACACUUACCAACAUGUCUUCCAGUAAACAGUGUCCUCUGCAAGCCUGGUGAUGCCCACACAUCACUUACUUUGUGCACAGCAACAAGGACCCUAUUUUCCACACCAUCACCCUCUGGGCAGCUGUCAUGGAAAAGCCCAGUGACCUGACAAGCACCUGUGAGAGGUCCCUGCUUACCUGACAUCCUGCUGGAGCCUCGGACAAUCCACUCUCAGGAGGCACAGCCUGGAGCCCAGCUUCCCUUCUAUGCAGUAUUGUCAUGAUGCCUCUCUGCUCCUCUGUGUCCUAGAAGUGGGAGGCAAGAAACCACGGAAGAGGAAGCGAGAAAGCAGUAGUGUCUACGUUGUGAUCCUUUGUCGAACAAACUGAUGCGAAAACUUGAAUCUGUUACUGAAACAAGGAGAGGAGGACGCAUGCUAUUGAGCUGAGCCAAACACACUGUAAAUAUCUGCAAACUCCCUCCCCUGUCCCCAUCCCAAAUGAUCUUGAGAUUUCUUUUAAAGAAGUAAAUUUGUCCAAUGGGUGUAAACUAUAAACUACUGUAAUUAAGUGCAAUUUCCCCUCCGUGUCUUCUCCCCUCUGCCCUGUACAUAAUACUAAAAUUGUCUAUUAGUUUUCUUUGUAAAAGUCAGAGUUGAAAUUUCAAAAGUGAUUUGUCCCUCUCUCUUCCCUCACGGAGAAACAUCCUAAGUGGGAAGUGAAUCCCCUUGCCCCCUCCCUCAGGCCUGGACAUGCACAGGAAUGGCAUACUUUGGACUAACUGCCAACUGACUCCGAUCUCCUGAUGUUAAGACACACUUCUGGAUCCUGGAGGGGCUGAUUAUAGUGUCAGAGUAACAUCCUAGCUUCCUGUGGGCCUAGGGGUUCAGCCGGUGCACCUCCAAGAAACCUCACGGCAGGGAAACUGGCUGUUUGAUAGCAAAAGAAAAAAUUGCGGUCUCAGAAAGCCUCCCAUUAAAACAACUUAUUUUAUCACUG